Molecule: messenger RNA, 1274 nt
Organism: Papilio polytes (common Mormon)
Lineage: Eukaryota; Metazoa; Arthropoda; Insecta; Lepidoptera; Papilionidae
Product: extensin-like
Exons: 3
Coding region: 102-722 (206 amino acids)
Source: RefSeq, a predicted model, not a curated record
GCGCCGGCGCAUCAAAACGUGUCCGACUCGCGCCCAGUGGCGUGCCGUGCUGUGCUCUGUAGGUCAUAAUGCAGUGUGUGUGCUAGUCCACUGUAGGAACAAUGAGGCUGUCACUGCACAUAGCGGUGGUCCUGCUGGCGGUGUACCACACCUGCAAAGCAGAUCUAGCGAAAAGAGAUGUGUCAAGCUUGUACAAUCAGAACUAUGCGGUCCUGGGAGCACCGAUAGAUGCUAAUUUGAACGAGGAUGGGUACUUCUACCCUAAGCCCAAGAUACCAUUCCCUCCGCCGCCGCCGCCACCGCCACCUUCCACAACAAGACGCCCGCCCACUUACUCCACUUCAAGAACAACUGGUUACGAUUAUCCCACACCGAGUGUCGUCUUUACUUUACCUACAAGACCUCCCACGCAACCGUCACCUCCACCAUCACCGUCGCCAUCACCAACCACCCGACCACCACCUCCACCAUCGCCUACAACGAGGCCAACGCCGCCGUCACCUCGGCCCACGUCUCCCACACCAGGAUACACCUAUCCCAGUCCUACUCCAUCGCGAGUUCCCUCCACAACGAGACCUCCAGUUUACAUCACUCCGCCUACCACUAGAAGACCGAUAUACAUUCCACCUUCGACCACUCGAGUGCCCUACACGACUCGACCGCCUUUUGUACCUGACCAAGGUUACUACUAUGAUAGACCUAAGGUGCCCUUCGUUUUCUAAGUUAUGAUAAGUGACUUCUUUCUUAGAUGCCAUACUUAAUGUGAUACCAAAUUUACCAAGUUCUUUCUCUCAAGCAUUGAAUGGGGUUUUAUUAAUACCGACUAAAUUUCUUCCGGGCUGAUUUAAAAUUGUGGUAUCCGCUUUGUAAAUAUUUAAAUUCAUAGUUUAUACUUGAAUUAUUUUAAACUAAUAGAUUGAACGGCCCUUUAGAGCGGACGACCUUUGACUAAACUACCGCACAACUGUGGUACGAUUGUCGAUUGUCGACUAUUUCACAACUGAUUCAACUGAUUAGUUGUACAACUAAACAUCGAAUAGUGUGCGAACCUCUGUAUAAGCUCAUAAGAAUCAAAGCGAGAUUAAACAGUUGUGCGAUAGUUUAGUUUCAGGUGUGCGGACGCUCUAAACUACCAGAUUCAUAUUAAUAUACGCUUGUAUAUUACAAUAAUGAAUAGAAAUACUCAAUGGAGACGAGUGAUCAACACUGCCUUAUUUACUAAUUUUAAUUUUAAGAUUGUAAAGUUAUAUUUUAAAUAAAAAAAUAAUAAAAUA